Molecule: messenger RNA, 4359 nt
Organism: Dicentrarchus labrax (European seabass)
Lineage: Eukaryota; Metazoa; Chordata; Actinopteri; Moronidae
Gene: ano6
Product: anoctamin 6
Exons: 20
Coding region: 227-2983 (918 amino acids)
Biological process (GO): calcium activated phosphatidylserine scrambling; chloride transmembrane transport; calcium activated phosphatidylcholine scrambling
Cellular component (GO): plasma membrane
Molecular function (GO): protein dimerization activity; chloride channel activity
Source: RefSeq, a predicted model, not a curated record
CCUUCGACCCCACCCGUUAGAGUCCCCCUCUCUCAAGUCACAACUUGAACCAAGCUAACUUUAUGCGGCUGAAACGAUGUUGAGAAAUAAAGUAAGAAUGUGCGGAGGAAGGGGCUGCGCUUUAAAGUGACUACAUUAUCAUCUACGUGUUGUUUUUAGGUUGUUUUUUUUUUUGGGUUGUUGCUCUCGGUGAUGUGACUGGAAAACCCCCUUCUCCACAAGGACCAUGGACGACAACGACAUCUUCGAGAUGGACUCCGUGGCUGACACAGAGGAGAUGGAGGCUGAUACUGAGCUGGGCAUGAUAGAUGAAGAAGUUGUUUACCCACAGGAGUUCCUGCCGACGUAUGAAACCAUUAAGGAAGGAGCAACAGUAGCCAAAGCACAGCUGGCAGAGUUUAAUGACAAACCGGACUCCUUAUUCUUCAAUGAUGGCGUGAGGAGGAUCGACUUCAUCCUGGUCUAUGAGGAUGAGGAUAAGAAGGACUUCGAGAAGAGGCACACGUUCCAGCGUCGCAAGAGGCGGCGGGAGUACUUCGAGGCCAGCCUGAUGAAGAUGGGGCUGGAGCUGGAAGCCACACAAUCUGUAAUCGAUGAGAAACUGCUGUUUGUGAAAGUCCACAUGCCGUGGGACGUGCUGUGCACCUACGCCGAGGUCCUCCACAUCAAGCUUCCCAUCCAGCCCAACGACCUGUCCUGCCACCCCUCCCCGUGGCGCUGUCUCUCUUUCCUCACCAAGCCCUUCUACCCCAGCGAGGAACUGAUCACCAAGGAGGCCGAGUUUUUCACCGCCGCCUUUGAGAAAGACCGUCUGGACUACUUCUACAUGAAGGACAAAGACACCUUCUUCACUCCGUCCAUGAGGAGCAGGAUGGCAUACUACAUCCUGAGUCGUGCCCCCUAUGAAAUACGGGGGAACAUAAAGAAGUUUGGCAUCACCAAACUGCUGGGAGGUGGAGUGUACAAGGCUGCCUAUCCCCUUCAUGAUUGCAGGUUCAAUGUCAAGUCCAAAGAGGACGACUGCCCCAACGAGAGAUAUCUGCUAUAUCAAGAAUGGGCUAAUCCCAAAAGCUUCUACAAGAUGCAACCACUUGACCUCAUAAGGAAGUAUUACGGGGAGAAGAUUGGCAUUUACUUUGCCUGGUUGGGUUUCUACACAAUAAUGCUCACUCUGGCCGCUGCUGUGGGAUUGGGUUGUUUCAUUUAUGGAUACAGGACUCAAGACACCAGCACCUGGAGCAAAGAGGUGUGCAACCCUGAAAUUGGAGGCCAAAUUGUGAUGUGUCCACAGUGUGACAGAGAAUGCAAAUUCUGGAGGUUGAACAGCACCUGUGAAGCUUCGAAAAAACUUUGUAUAUUUGAUAACUUUGGAACCCUGGUAUUUGCAGUUUUCAUGUCAAUCUGGGUAACUUUGUUCCUGGAGUUUUGGAAGCGCUACCAGGCUGAGCUGGAGUACGAGUGGGACACUGUGGAGUUUCUGGAGCAGGAAGAGCCGCCUCGCCCAGAAUAUGAAGCCAAAUGUAUCUAUGAGAGGAAAAACCCAGUCACAGGGGUAAAAGAAAAAGUUCCCUAUACAGCCUGCGGACGAUGCUUUCGGGUGUCGUUAGGAAUUGGGACUGUCGUAUUCUGGAUUUUUUUGAUCCUGGCGUCCAUUGUGGCCAUCAUUGUCUACCGCCUGGCAGUAUUUUUUGCCUUCUCAGCUAAACUCAGGACUCAGGACCUGAGGGAGCUGGAACCCCUAAAAGAGUAUGUGACGCCGCAGAUGGCCACGUCAGUCACUGCCUCCCUCAUCAGCUUUGUUGUAAUUAUGAUCCUCAAUGUUCUGUAUGAGCGGGUCGCCAUUUGGAUCACCGAUUUUGAGCUUCCGCGGACCAAGACAGACUACGAGAACAGCUUGACUCUGAAGAUGUUCCUCUUUCAGUUCGUCAACUAUUAUUCCUCAUGUUUCUACAUCGCCUUUGUCAAGGGGAAAGCAGUUGGUUAUCCUGGAGACCCCGUCUAUCUCUUGGGAAAAUACCGGAACGAGGAGUGUGAUCCUGGCGGUUGUCUGAUCGAGCUGACGACUCAGCUCUCGAUCAUUAUGGGUGGAAAAGCCAUCUGGAACAACAUCCAAGAGGUCUUGCUACCGUGGGUGAAAAAUUUGAUUUUUCGCUACUUCACCCGUGUGACCUCACAGAAGGUGAUCCCUCGCUGGGAACAGGAUUAUGAGCUCCAGCCUGUUUCACAACUAGGACUGUUCUAUGAAUAUCUUGAGAUGGUCAUCCAGUUUGGCUUUGUGACUUUGUUUGUGGCCUCCUUCCCUCUGGCUCCGGUCCUGGCUUUGGUCAACAACCUGUUUGAGAUUCGGGUUGAUGCUUGGAAAAUCACCACUCAGUUUCGCCGCGUGGUGCCAGAGAAGGCCCAGCAUAUAGGGGCCUGGCAGCCCAUUCUUGGAGGCAUCGCUAUAUUGGCUGUGGCAACAAAUGCCAUGAUCAUUGCUUUUACGUCAGACAUGAUUCCACGGUUGGUCUACUACUGGUCUUUCUCCGUGUACCCGUAUGGAAAUUACUCUAAUCACACCAUGGAGGGCUACAUCAACAGCUCGCUGUCUAUAUUCAGCACCAGCCAUUUUUCUAAUGAAAGCAUGCCCAUAGCCACUUACAACAUCACCACCUGCAGGUACCGAGACUUUCGGUAUCCCCCCGGUCACCCCAGGCAGUAUGAGUACAAUGUCUACUACUGGCAUGUGAUCGCUGCCAAAAUGGCUUUUAUAAUCGUUGUAGAGCACAUUGUGUACUUAACCAAGUUCAUCCUGUCCUACGUGAUCCCAGACGUCCCGUACGCUGUCAGAGAACAAAUCAAACGAGAGAAGUACUUGACGCAGGUUAUCCUCCACGAGACCAACCUCAAGCUAGUGACCAAACGCUUGAAACCAAUCAAUGAAGAGACCCUUAAAGACACAGCGAUGAAGAUGGCAAUGGAGGAGCUUGAUCCUGAUUUCUGACAGUAGAAGAAAAAGUACGGAAGAUGGGAUGAGAUCUUCAUCCCUGAUACUGUAUAUACAUACAUCCAUACUUAGUGUAUUGCUGCACCGACCCACAACCAACACUUGGUGAACCAGUGACUGAAUUAACACCGGAAACAAAGUAUGGACUUCUGUUAUGAGAAAUGUGUAGCAACCAGUAAGGAAGAAGAUGUUGGGACAAAGAAAGGAAUAACCACUGUUGUUUUGUUGUCACCCCCGCUGUCUGUCCUCACACUCUGGAUUCCCUCAGUGUGUCAGGCCAAAAAGUGUGAAAGGGAAAUGCACCUGCAAUCUUUUAUUUUAGUAGUGAAAACAGAUUUACCAAGAUAAGACAGCAGACAGUGCUAGAGGAGAAACUAGGUGCAUUGAUUUUUGCGGCGCGGUACAGAGAAGAGAAGCAGUGCCUCACACUUUGAAGCUUCACACUAAAUAACAAAUACCAUUUGGUGUAUUAAGCAUAAAAAAACAGACAUUUGCUCAGUUGUAAUGGAGAUAGUUCAGUUGUCUGUUAAGAUUUCUAGUUUUAUGACUACAUAUAUACCUAUAUACUAUUGCACUGUCUCACUUCGUCCAUUGAGCUACUGGCUGGGGGGCUCAAAGCUUACAUGUAACCAACAAGUGCCACUGCUGGGUGACUGUUUUACUCUUAUGCUGUCAUGAAAUAUCAGUAUUAUCAUGUACAAAAAUUGCACCACUUUUGGAAGAGAUGAUUAAGAGGUUAUUUUUACUCUUCUAUCUCUGUUACUGGCACUAAAGCGCUGUAGUGAUGUGUCAAACACCUCACAAUGUUACACAAGCGAUGAAUAGGUAGACAAUAGAAUAGACGUGGACGGCGUGUAAAAGUUUGAUGUACACAAGUUUACAAACCACAAAAAUGAUUUAAAACUGAAUGCCUUUUUUUUUUUAUCAUCACACCAAACACGGUUUAGUGUAGCUUAUAUUUUUAAUUAAAUGAAUGAAUCGCAAGCCUUGGUGGUUUAGUUUAUGUGAAUAUAGUCUGUCUCUUUCUUUAUCCACAUACUCGCAUCGACUGUACUGUUUUGCACAUUGAGUUCUCGUCCUGUGCCACGACCGCUGCGCUGCACGACGUUUUGACUGCCUGUUAUAGGUCAUAUAUCCUGUGAUGUAGGCGAUGUGGUCAUUUAAUCUUCUCCUGUGUCAUUGCUAAAGUCCUCAAUACCUCUGUUGUAUUAUUGCCGCGCCCCCUGGUACUAUAGCCACCGUUUAUGUAAACAGUAUCAUAUACCAGCAAUAUUUUAUGAUGCAUAUUUUUCUUGUCUUAUUGUUUUAUAUAAAGCCAUGAAAUUGUUUUAUAAAAAAUAAAUCCCUCUUGUACUUAAAAAUCUUUAAAGAUA